Lactuca sativa (garden lettuce) is the source of this 2700-nucleotide messenger RNA. Its product is annotated as cell division control protein 48 homolog A. Gene Ontology annotation, molecular function: ATP hydrolysis activity; ATP binding; polyubiquitin modification-dependent protein binding. Gene Ontology annotation, cellular component: cytosol; nucleus; VCP-NPL4-UFD1 AAA ATPase complex. Gene Ontology annotation, biological process: mitotic spindle disassembly; autophagosome maturation; retrograde protein transport, ER to cytosol. Lineage: Eukaryota; Viridiplantae; Streptophyta; Magnoliopsida; Asterales; Asteraceae. The record is from RefSeq and is a predicted model, not a curated record.
AAGAAAGGAGUCCUGCGCUUUCACAAAUUCACCAUAUAUGCAUAAGUACCCCCUCCCCAAACCCUCACACAUCCCAAAAAUUCACAAUUCUGUCAAUCGGAAUUUACAAUCAACCAAUCUACUUCAACAACAUGAGUAAUCAAGCAGAAUCAUCCGAUGCUAAGGGGACAAAGCGGGACUUCAGUACGGCGAUUCUGGAGCGGAAGAAGGCUGCUAACAGACUCGUUGUCGAUGAAGCAAUCAACGAUGAUAAUUCUGUUGUUGCCUUACAUCCCGAGACCAUGGAAAAGCUUCAGUUAUUCAGAGGCGACACCAUCUUGAUCAAGGGAAAGAAAAGGAAAGACACAAUCUGUAUAGCUCUUGCUGAUGACACUUGUGAAGAACCAAAGAUCAGGAUGAAUAAGGUAGUCAGAACAAAUCUCAGAGUCAGACUUGGUGAUGUAGUCUCAGUUCAUCAAUGUGCUGAUGUCAAAUACGGGAAACGUGUUCACAUUCUUCCAAUUGAUGACACAAUCGAAGGCGUAACAGGAAAUCUCUUCGAUGCUUAUCUAAAACCUUACUUCAUGGAGGCAUAUAGACCAGUGAGAAAGGGUGACUUCUUUCUUGUAAGGGGAGGAAUGAGAAGUGUAGAGUUCAAGGUCAUAGAAACAGAUCCACCAGAGUAUUGUGUAGUAGCACCCGAUACUGAAAUCUUCUGUGAAGGUGAACCCGUAAGAAGAGAAGAUGAAGAUCGGUUAGAUGAAAUCGGUUAUGAUGAUGUCGGUGGGGUCCGCAAACAAAUGGCACAAAUCCGUGAGCUAGUUGAGCUUCCAUUGAGACACCCACAGCUCUUUAAGUCAAUCGGGGUCAAACCCCCAAAGGGUAUUUUACUAUACGGACCCCCUGGAUCCGGGAAGACUUUAAUAGCUCGGGCAGUUGCUAACGAAACCGGGGCUUUCUUUUUCUGCAUCAAUGGGCCCGAAAUCAUGUCGAAAUUGGCAGGCGAAAGCGAGAGUAAUUUGAGGAAAGCUUUUGAAGAAGCUGAAAAGAACGCUCCAUCAAUUAUCUUCAUCGAUGAAAUUGACUCAAUUGCCCCUAAGCGUGAGAAGACACACGGUGAAGUUGAAAGAAGAAUUGUGUCACAGUUGUUGACUUUAAUGGACGGGUUGAAAUCGCGUGCACAUGUUAUUGUCAUGGGUGCUACCAAUCGUCCUAAUAGCAUUGACCCUGCGUUGAGAAGAUUUGGGAGGUUUGACCGAGAAAUUGACAUUGGUGUCCCUGAUGAGAUUGGGAGACUUGAAGUUCUUCGUAUUCAUACCAAGAACAUGAAAUUAGCUGAAGAUGUUGACUUGGAGAAGAUUUCGAAAGAGACACACGGGUAUGUGGGUGCUGACCUGGCGGCUUUGUGUACUGAAGCUGCACUUCAGUGUAUUAGAGAGAAGAUGGAUGUGAUUGAUUUGGAAGAUGAGUCGAUUGAUGCGGAGAUUUUGAACUCCAUGGCUGUAACGAAUGAGCACUUUGCAACUGCACUUGGGACUAGUAAUCCUUCUGCUCUCCGUGAGACUGUUGUGGAAGUGCCUAAUGUUAGUUGGGAAGAUAUCGGAGGCCUUGAGAAUGUCAAACGUGAGCUCCAAGAGACUGUUCAAUAUCCGGUUGAACACCCGGAGAAAUUUGAAAAAUUCGGAAUGUCACCAUCAAAGGGAGUCCUCUUCUAUGGCCCACCAGGGUGUGGGAAAACACUUCUCGCGAAAGCUAUCGCCAACGAAUGCCAAGCGAACUUCAUCAGCAUCAAGGGACCAGAACUACUCACAAUGUGGUUCGGUGAAAGUGAAGCGAAUGUACGCGAGAUCUUCGAUAAAGCACGUGGGUCCGCCCCUUGUGUUCUCUUCUUCGACGAACUCGACUCCAUCGCCACCCAGAGAGGAAGUAGUCAAGGAGAUGCGGGAGGUGCAGCAGAUCGGGUUUUGAACCAACUGUUAACCGAAAUGGACGGGAUGUCGGCGAAAAAGACGGUUUUCAUAAUCGGUGCGACGAACCGACCGGAUAUAAUCGACCCGGCACUUUUGAGACCCGGUCGACUCGAUCAGUUAAUUUACAUUCCUCUCCCUGAUGAAGAAUCUCGCUAUUCCAUCUUCAAAUCCGCUUUACGAAAGUCGCCCGUUGCAAAGGACGUUGACCUUCACGCCCUUGCUAAGUACACCCAAGGCUUCAGUGGCGCUGACAUCACCGAAAUCUGUCAACGCGCGUGCAAGUACGCCAUCCGUGAAAACAUUGAAAAAGAUAUUGAGAGGGAGAAGAAGAGGAGUGAGAAUCCGGAGGCGAUGGAGGAGGAUGUGGAGGAGGAUGAGGUGGCGGAGAUAAAGGCGGCUCAUUUUGAAGAGUCGAUGAAGUUUGCACGAAGGAGUGUGAGUGAUGGGGAUAUUAGGAAGUAUCAGGCGUUUGCGCAGACGUUGCAGCAGUCGAGAGGGUUUGGGUCGGAGUUUAGGUUUGCGGAGGCCAGCGGUGGUGCUGCGGCGGCGGGUGGUGGAGCGGACCCGUUUGGUGCAGCGGCAGGUGGUGCUGAUGAUGAUGAUCUUUAUAAUUAGUUUAGUUUGGUUAAUAAUGUCAUACACGGAUGAUGCUUUCUAAUAUCGUUGUCUGUGGUGUGAAAUCGUGAAAAUACUUGGUUUCUUGAAUUUAUUUAUGUAUUUAUGCAACUUAAAUCCUACCUUGUUUCUAUGA